CUGUUUUACCGAUCGAAACGUAAACAGUUUACUCGCGGGACACGUAUGUUGUCUGCAAGUUUUAUAGCUGCUCCGAUAUCAGCAGUUGAAUUCGUCGUGUCAAAAUGGCUGAUCUAAAUAAAGAGCUGAACGAGUAUCUUUUGAGCAGUAAAAAUGAAAAACAAUACAAAAUUAACAUGCCGGCUAUGUCCCUGUCAAAGCCCAACAUCGGAAAAUGGUUUGGCCGGAGUUCAGACGAAGAGAGACAAGAAUCUGGCAUUUUUCGUGCCCAAAAAGAUUGCUGCAGUUUGACGAGAAUGCAAAGACUGACUGCUUUUGGACUGUGUUUUUUCAUGGGUAUCGUGUGCUUCACUUUUUCUGCUAUUUAUAUUCCAGUAUUAAUCUUAAAAGCUAGGAAAUUUGCUUUACUAUACUCCAUGGGAAGUUUAUUCUUUUUAAUGAGCUUUGCAUUUUUGUGGGGACCCAUGAGUUACUUGAAAUCUUUAUUUUCUGCUGAGAGAAGAUUGUUUUCAUUGGUGUACAUAGCCACAUUAACUGGAACUUUAUAUUUUGCUCUGCAUUUGCAAUCAACACCCUUAACUGUGUUGUGUGCUGUGUGCCAGUUGAUUGCGAUGUUGACUUUUCUAAUUAGUGCUGUGCCUGGAGGAACCACUGGAUUGAUAUUUUUUUCAAGAAUGUGCAAGUCAUCAGUUAGCACAACCUUGUCUGUUUAGUUAUUAAAUUAAAUAACAAUUAUUGACAGGCAGAUAUUGUGAAAUAAUUUUGUAAAUA
Molecule: messenger RNA, 771 nt
Organism: Trichogramma pretiosum
Lineage: Eukaryota; Metazoa; Arthropoda; Insecta; Hymenoptera; Trichogrammatidae
Product: protein transport protein SFT2
Exons: 3
Coding region: 105-713 (202 amino acids)
Biological process (GO): vesicle-mediated transport
Cellular component (GO): membrane
Source: RefSeq, a predicted model, not a curated record